AUGAUCGAAAGAAUGGCUCCGAGCGCUCUCGGUGGGAGUAGCAGCAGCAGGAGAGCGCCGCAGCGCCUGUUGCGCGCCAUCGAGACCUACACGGCACGGCACCCCGUUCGAGCAACGCUCAGGGGCCUCGUGCACCACGGCCGCCACGCCAGGAGCAAGUUCGUGUCUCACCACCUCCGUGACCAGCUGUGCGUGAGGCUGUCCCACCAGAUGCGACGGCUGGAGCUUUUCCCCCGACCUGCGGGCGCAAGCACCCACUACCUCGACCAGCUGUUUCGGGUGCACGCCGAUACGUUCCAGGAACUGCGCGAUGCGGGGAGCGUGGUUGAACGAAUGUUGUCGCACGGGACGAGGGAGGACUCUCUGCGGCAGCAGCGGUGUGACCCUCUCGACGACUUUCGCCGCACCGUCGACGCCGUCAACAACAGACACGCCCCGAACGUCGGGGACGUUGACGCUCGAGCCAGCUGCAUUCCGAGCCACGUGCACCACAUCCUGUUCGAGGUGCUCAAGAACGCUCUCAAGGCCACCACUACGGCGCACGCCAGCGUCGCCAAUACGCUUCCCCCCGUACGCGUCCGGAUAGCGCAGGGCAAGAGACAAGUGAGCGUCUGCGUGUCGGACGAGGGCGGAGGUAUGGCCAUGGACACCGCUCGCGACGCCUUCAAGUACCUUUGGACAUCUUCUGAGACGUAUGAUGAGGUGCAAGCGAAGCACGCCGCGAACGCAUCCUUCCAGCCCGCGAUUGACCCCUUGUCCGGCAUGGGCAUCGGGCUGCCCGUGAGCAGAUUGUACGCGCGACACUUCGGCGGCGACCUUCGGAUGCUGUCCCUGCAAGGCCACGGUUGUGCUUUCCAUGCUGGACGCCCGUAGCCGUAGAGACUCGACCCGGCCGUGCGACAUCCUCGCUGGAACAACCGACUAGGGAGGACGCUCUUCACACAUACAGACCAGCAGAACAAAGCGUUCCUCAACAAACCUUUGCCACAGUCCGUGAACGUGUGCAUUUUUUUUUUGUGUACCCCAAUUUUGUAGAAAUACAGAGAGGUAAUGCAGAAGUAUGUGCUUACACUGCAACAGCGUUUUUGCCAUUUGUUCACACUUAUGUUCACUAUUUUCACUUAUUUUUCACUUCUUUCACUCUUGUUCUUUUCCACUUAUAUUUUUGGCUUUUUUUCACUCUUUUAUUGAAUCUUUUCACUUUUUUUUUCAUUGUAGUUGUGAAGCGCUAGCGACCUUCCAUGCUGUGCGACGAUGGCCGAAGAUCCAACCCGUGCGGCCGCCUCGCCGAAACCGUCUCGAUGAUACGCCCUGCUUCAAAACGGAAUAUCACGUGGAUCAGCAGGCUGCCCACCACGCCGAUCAACACCCGCCGCCUUCUUUUUCCUCUGCAACUACACCUCUGCAUCUUUCCCGUUUUUUGCGUACGGCGUGACUGACUGUGCUUGUGUGUGUGUGUUUUUUGCCAUCAUCGCGUUUUUUUCCAGGACGCACGUGGGGUUGUUCCUGCCGAUGGGGUCCGAUGGGGUCGAGAGGUUACCGGGUAGACCCCCUACCCUUGCUGAUUCGGAUCAUCACGUCUAGCAGUGUAGUGUUGUCUUUUUGGUCCGCCGGUGACGUUUGCCACAUAGGACACAUGCCAACAUGUAACUUAGCUUCCCCCAUGACGCCGCCCCGCGGGGA
Messenger RNA from Ectocarpus siliculosus, 1683 nucleotides. The record is from the annotation of a GenBank genome assembly. NCBI's taxonomy places the organism in Eukaryota, Phaeophyceae, Ectocarpales, Ectocarpaceae.